Gopherus flavomarginatus (Mexican gopher tortoise) is the source of this 6424-nucleotide messenger RNA. RefSeq names its product steroid sulfatase (gene STS). The record is from RefSeq and is a predicted model, not a curated record. Lineage: Eukaryota; Metazoa; Chordata; Testudines; Testudinidae. Bases 885 to 2636 code for a protein of 583 amino acids. Gene Ontology annotation, molecular function: arylsulfatase activity. The transcript is spliced from 14 exons.
CCCGCGGCUUCCCCCUCAAAUCAGAAUUCAAGCCCGGUUCCUUGCACACCAAGGAGACCAGAGGACUGUCGCAGGCUGGGGACUGAAAACCCCUUUCAAACCCACAGCGGGCUUGGCUUACAUAGCUACCCCAGCACGCCCUGGUGGCAGCCCUGUUCAGUGAGGAGGAGGGCACAGGCGAGUGAAGCAAUGGUCAGAAUAGCAGCAGCCCAGGGAGGGACCCAGCUCGAGCUUGCCCCCGCAGAGAGAGGGCUAGCAGCCAAGGGCGCCACUCAAUCACCAGCGCGCGCUGUGCCACCCCUGGACAGGGACACGAGCGGCUGCGCCCGGCCCCUCUCCCGGCGCGGCAGCAGGAAGGGGCCGAACCGCACGGCCGCAGCCUGGCUUGAGAGCGGCCGGGAGCAGCCGAGGCGCGGGCUACGCACCCAGCAGGAGACCGUCCAUAUCAAAGAUCAGGUGUCACACUACAAGUAUGCUGUGACGGGUGGGACCUUCCCAUCCAGGAUGCCACCUGAUGUGCUGGAGUUCCACUUCACUUCUGUUCCACCAACCUGGACUUCCUCAUCCUGUCCUUGCUGUGUCAGACCCCCAAGCCUUCUCUAGCACACACACAGUUAAUGAGAGUGGACUUUCCACCCAUAUAGUGGUGAUAAGUGCAUGCAGCCACCUUGUUUGAAAUCUGGAGGCAGAAAGUGAAACAGCCAGACGUGAGAUCCAAGGGAUUGGACUGGUGAAGUCCCUCAAAACUACCCAGGGAAAAAAAGUAGUGCUUGGGGGAUGGCGGCAGCGAUACCAGAUCUAAGCUGGAACCUCUUAACGUCAACUAGCAAAAGGCACAGAGGGAGUGCACAGGGGUUACGGGAAUCUCCGCAGUCUGGAGGAAGAUGAGGAUCCUUGUACUUCUACUAUUUUAUCACUAUGCCACAAAGAAUGCCAAAAGUUACAGAACUUCAAACCCCAACUUUAUUUUAAUCAUGGCUGAUGACCUUGGCAUUGGAGAUCUUGGAUGUUAUGGAAACAAAACGUUAAGAACCCGCAAUAUUGACAAGCUAGCUAAAGGAGGAGUGACAUUUACUCAACACAUAGCAGCAUCUCCACUGUGUACCCCAAGCAGAGCAGCUUUUCUGACAGGCCGAUACCCUGUCAGAUCAGGAAUGGCUGCAUUGUCAAACAUUGGUGUCUUCUUAUUUUCUGCCUCUUCUGGUGGACUUCCCACUGAAGAAAUAACUUUUGCAAAACUUUUAAAGCAGAAAGGUUAUUCUACAGCUCUUAUAGGAAAGUGGCAUCUUGGGCUGAACUGUAACAGCAGGGAUGACUUCUGUCAUCACCCCCUCAAUCAUGGAUUUGAUUAUUUCUAUGGACUCACCGUGACCAGUCUUAGAGACUGCAAACCAGGGGAAGGCAGCGUGUUUGUGGCAGGGGUUCGAGCAUACCUUGCCACUCCACUUCAGCUCAUCGGUAUUAUCCUAAUCUCUUUGGAGGUGCUGCAUUAUAUUGGCCUCCUCAGAAUACCCCGUGGAGCACUGCGCUACUUCUUUUUAAUAUCUACAGUUUUAUUUGGACUUUUGCUCAUUUUCUUUUAUACUUUUCGAUAUCUAAACUGCUUCUUAAUGAGGAACCACCAGAUUAUCCAGCAGCCACUGUCCUAUAAGAACCUUACUCAAAGAUUGACGGAAGAAGCUGUACAGUUUAUAAGAAGGAAUGCUGAUACACCAUUUCUUCUUUUUCUGUCCUACCUUCAAGUCCACACUGCUCUAUAUGCAUCAAAGGAUUUCAAAGGAAAGAGCAAACAUGGUUUAUAUGGGGAUGCUGUAGAGGAAAUGGACUGGAGUGUAGGAAAGAUUCUGGAUGUGCUAGAGAAAUGGAAUUUGAAUGAUAAGACUCUUGUAUACUUCACAUCUGACCAGGGGGCACAUGUUGAAGAAGUCUCUAGCACUGGAGAAGUCCAUGGGGGCUAUAAUGGAAUUUAUAAAGGUGGAAAGGCUACAAACUGGGAAGGAGGUAUUCGUGUGCCAGGUCUUCUUCGCUGGCCAGGAAUGGUACAGGCGGGUGUCCAUAUUGAUGAGCCUACAAGUAACAUGGAUAUAUUCCCUACAGUUGUUAAACUUGCAGGGAUACCAUUACCCAAAGACAGAAUUAUUGAUGGACAUGAUCUGAUGCCCUUGCUUCAAGGGAAAAUUCUCCGAUCCGAGCAUGAAUUUCUCUUCCAUUACUGUAAUGCAUAUUUAAAUGCAGUGCGCUGGCAUCCAGGAAACAGUGAAUCUAUUUGGAAGGCUUUUUUCUUCACUCCAAACUUUGAUCCAGAAGGCUCCAACGGUUGCUAUCAUUCCCAUGUGUGCUAUUGCUAUGGAAGGCUUGUCACACACCAUAACCCACUGUUACUCUUUGAUCUCUCCAGAGACCCCGGAGAGAAGAAUCCACUAACACCAGAGACUGAACAUCAUUUCUAUGAAAUCCUUGAUAUCAUUCAACAAGCAGUAAACAACCAUACCAAAUCAUUGCAUGUAGUCUCCAACCAGUUAUCAUGGGGGAAUAUCCUUUGGAAGCCCUGGCUUCAGUUAUGUUGCUCAUCCAUCUUUCUGUCUUGUUACUGUGACCAUGAAUCAGAGGAAAAACUAAGUUUGCCCACAGCAUGACACCUUUGAAACACACACAUGCUUUUUGGAUAACAAAUCUGCAAUUUUACCUACAAUAAUUGGAACAAGCGGUACUGGUAGGUUGUUUCGUUUGAACCAGUACAACACCUAACCUUUACAAUCCCACUGGGGUCCUAGGACUCUGUCAUAGGUGUAUAGCAUCUGCUGGAAUCCCAAAUCCUACUAUAUAGGGUAAACCAUCUUUUAAAUACACCAUUGCCAAAUAUUUUGGGGGGAGGGAAAACUAAUCCUGGACCCUCCAUUCCGGAGGAAGGAGUGGCAUAAUCCUUUCUCAUGCAAUGUUUGUAUGAAGCAGGAGUGCUGCCAUAUUCGCAGAUGGUCAUGCUGUAGUCACUCUACAGAGAGUUCUAUUUCUUAAGACCUCUGACUCCAGCUGUGUUCACAAGCUUUGAAGGUAUGUAACUACAGCUUCCAGCUGCAACUGUCACACAUCGCUCCUGCCCCCACUGGUAACUAACGUCUACUGUUAAGACAGUAUUGCGGGAAGGGAAAAACACAAAAAAGAUACUACCGUGAUGAGGACCAUAGAACUACCUAGCUAGAUGGACAAACAGACACAGAAACGAACAGAUAAAGAAAGGACUUGUAGCCACAUUCAUGACAGACAAUCAGUGCUGCUAUAAGACAAAAAAUAGAUGACUGACUGUACAGUACAACUUAUAGAUGACUACACAGUAACCGCUGCCCAUAUUUAACAGGACUAACAGAUGAUGUCAUUUGCAUUCUCCAGUUUCUGGGGGGACAGGUGGGCAUACUGAGCUGCUGACAAGCGGGAAGGCAGAAAAGCAGGAAAAGGAGUGUGUCAUAUGAAGCCUUUUACAGCCACUAAUCAUGUGGAGAGGUCCAACUUGACCCAGUCAACUGGAUCCAUCCUACUUCACCAACAAGGUCCAUAACAACAAAUAUCCCAAAACAGGUUCCAAACACCGAAUGGCCAGUUCUGCCCAAUCCAUAUGUCCAAACUCCAAACACAGGUCGUGCUAUGAGGGUCUCUCUCAGUGGCUAUUGUGCAAACCAGCUGUUUCACUGAUGGCAGAGAACUGUAUUUUUUUAAAAAACAGUCUUACUUCAAAUGUUUGAAAUUAUUACUUUGAAACCCACCUACAAGGUCUGCUAUUUUCUGAGAAGUCUAUACAAAGUAAAUCAGAUUUACCCAAGGCUGAAUGUAUAUACUCUGUAUUUUUAAUAAGGCGUGGGCAAAUCUUUAGCACUUACGGGCUAAUUUCAGUACCAGAGUUUUCUCUGUAUCUUGUUCACUCACAUUUUAUUUUCAUUCUGCAGCAAAGCAAAUUAUUAUUAUUUUUGGCAGGUAUUAUGAACAGGAAAACAUAUCAGCAAUAUAAACUAAAAUUAUGUGGUGCCUAAUAAUAUGAGACUUUCACCCUGUCACAGAAACAUAGUGAAUUCUUGUCCAUCCAACAACAUAAUGCAUUAAGGCAGGCGUCGGCAACCCUCGGCACGCAGCCUGUCAAGGUAAUCCACUGAUGGGCCACAAGACAUUUUGUUUACAUUGACCGUCCACAGGCGGCCUCCCACAGCUCCCAAUGGGCUUGAUUCACGGUUCCAGACCAAUGGGAGCUGUGGGAAGGUGCAGGGAUGUGCUGGCUGCCGCUUUCCCCAGCUCCUAUUGGCCGGGAAUGGCGAACUGCAGCCACUGGGAACUGCGGGGGGCCGUGCCUGUGGACAGUCAACAUAAACAAAAUAUCUCGUUGCCCGCCAGUCGAUUACCCUGAUGGGCCACGUGCCAAAAGUUGCCGACCCCUGCAUUAAGACAAAGGUUCUCAAACUUAGGGUUGCGAGCUGUCAGUCUCUGUACUGUUGGGCUCCCACUAUCAGUCUCAUGCCUGGCUGCCAGCCGAAGCCCAUGCAUGCAUCCAGCUCUGCAGACAGCGCCCCCAUCAGCAGCAGCACAGAAUUAAGGGUGGCAAUGGGGCACUAAGUCUUCUGUGAAAAGUUUCUUCACACCCCCCAGCACUAAACAGUAACUAUUUAAAAAAAAACUUUUCUGCUUAUAACGGUAAUUUGAUAAAAAUAUGUUUUAGUCUUAAUUUAAAAGCAGAUUAAUUUUAAACAAUAGAGUAAUAAAUUUAGCAUUUAAAGUGUGUUUUUAAUUUCUAAGGGGGGCGGUCGCACUCAGAGACUUGCUGUGUGAAAGGGAUCACCAGCACAAAAAGUGUGAGAGUCACUGCAUUAGGGGAUGUUUGAUGGUAUUAGUGAGUCCCUAACACAAUAUGAUUUUUGCUGACAUUAACACUCAAAAACUGUAUUUAGCUAAUAUUAAAGUUGCAAUGCUGUUUUUUCGAGCUGCCUGUCAUGGUAAUAUAUGUCUUGAUUUAGAGUCUAGCCCUCUGCCUAUUAUAACCUAGUGUUUUAUUUGCCUUUUUUAUGAAACUCAUGCAAUGAAGCUCAAGGUUUCACAGAUUUAUCCAUGGCAUCCAUACAUUUUUUCCUGGUAAGUAUGGUGUCAUAUUUCCCAUAUUCCCUAUUUUGGAUGAUUCAUUGCAGAUUCAUCAUUGUACAUUUUUCUAAAUGUUAUGCCAUGCAUGCCAUCCCUAGGUUGACAAUAACAUAGCUAGAUCCUGUGUAUUGUGACAAGUCAGGUCAAAUAACUCCCGGAUAACCCAUAUGGGCUAUUUAUAUUACAGCUGAAAAGCCAUGAGAUGGCCAUUCAGCUUGGUUUCCUAUCUGUUUUAUUAAAUCACAGCAAAUACAUGAUAAAUUGAGCAACAAAGAAAUCUGUUUAUGCUUGUUGUACUGCAAGUACUUUUCUGCUGUCAUCUAUGUGAACUUUUCAAGCAUGAAUGUAUGCAACAUUAUACGUUCUCAUACAUUUCUUGCUUACUAUGCAGUACGUAUUCACCUGAGCUAUUUUACAUUGUUGAACCCAUCUUUGUCCUUACAAUUCCCUAGUUGUGACCUCAAUAACUCUCUCAGUGGAUACUCUUAAAAACAUCCAUAUCUUCUUCCUUUACUCCAGCGGCUGCCAGCUUGCUAUCUUUUUUUCUGCAUGAUGCUGGUGCGACUGUUCUUUUUUUGAUGCAGAUAGCAGUAUAUGCUCUCUGAUUCAAGAGAGGUAAUUACCAAGAGUGGUAAUUCCUCCACCCACCUCUUUGAUCUCUUUCCGCAACUGAAUUAGGCCUGUCCAAUGCCCCCAUUUUCUUUGGAAUCAUCCAGGUCUUUCUGAUCUCCAUGCCUAGGAGCUUUACACACCUCAAAUUCUUCCUCGCCACUUUCCAUUUCAGUCUCCAUAUCUGUUCCAAUCACCACAGUAAAAAGAAAUCUUUUUGAAUAGAUGCAUUUUUCUGAGCUCUACAACUCUAAUCCUCUACUUAUUAGUUAAGGUCUAACAAGAAUGCUUGAGUUAACUGUAUAUUAUAACAUCAAAGACAUUUAAAAAAGCAUGGACAGUUGAAGUUAUUUCUUGUUUGUGCCAUAUUUCAUAUUUAUGAAAAUAUGAUGUAACACAUUUAAUUUUUUGACACUGAAAAUAAAAUCUGCAAUCUAAUUUUAUAAUUGUUACUUCAAUAAAAUUGUAUUAAGUAUAACACUAUAUUUUUCAGCAGUUAUACUGGAUGCUAUUUUUUUUUAGUGCUUAAUAAAAUAAUCCCCCCAACAUAACAAAUGUAUUGUGCCUUUCGGUGACAUACAUCGGAUCCUGAUAGUUAAAACAGUCUUGUAUGUAUGCAGAAUAAAAAGUGAAGCACAAUGUACCAUCUUGUACAGUAGCAUCAUCUGCACUAAUAAAGCAAAGUUUGUUUUCCACAAUG